AUGGCCUAUGAAGGCGAAGAGAAUAAUGAUCAAUUCAAUGUCAACCAAGAUGCAUUCUUCACGGACAGACAAUAUCAUCAAACAGGUCAAGCACAAACCAGUAAAAAUAAUAAGCAAAGUAAGGCAUUUUAUGUAUGUGGCAAAGAAGAAUGUUGUUCAUGGAAGCAUACCAAUGAUGAGCGCGAAAGAUCUAGGGCAAAGUUUCGAACUUCACUUAAAGAAAAGUUACGGUCUCGAUUUUUUGACAGCAAUUGCUUCAAAAAACAAUAUCAUCAAUAUAUAGUUGACUGUGAAGAUGAUGAUGAAUUAUACAUAGAUAGCGACGAGUUUGAAGACGCCUUUGAAGCUUCGGAGUUUGAAAUACAAGGUGAUAACAACAAUGCUCGAGAAAUAGACGCAACAGACGUCUUCUUGACUUCAUUUGGCGACUUCAGUUGCACUGCUACUAGAUCUACAAUGUCAGAAAUGGCAGCAGAUUUAUCAAACAGAUACUCUAUUCACGCUCUCACUACCACUAAAAAUAUUGUGCUUAGCUCCUCUAAAGCUGAUCCCUUUGCCUAUACAACAUCUCCUCUUUGUUAA
This is a messenger RNA of Blumeria graminis f. sp. triticale, 582 nucleotides long. Lineage: Eukaryota; Fungi; Ascomycota; Leotiomycetes; Helotiales; Erysiphaceae. The record is from the annotation of a GenBank genome assembly.